AUGGAAGGGUCGUCCAGCUGUUCCCCACCUGAGAGGCGAAAAAAAAAAGAGACAAGAAAAAGAAUCUGUAACCCGAUUUGAUCUAAUGGGAGAGAUCGGUGGGCCAUGGGCGGUUCCGUGGGUGACGACAGUUCAGCCACGACUGUCUCUAUCUAUCAUUGGCAAAUGCAUCCUGAAUCCCGGACCCGAAUCGGGCCCUGAGGGAAAGUUUCUUUUCGAUCGUGACAAGUCAGUCUGUCCACCUCAUCUGGAGCUCAGCCGGGCGCUUGCAUUCCCUUACCACCAUCGCUCCCCUCUUCAAUCCUAUUAUCUUCUAUGCAGUCCAUCUUUUUAUCUUAUCCAUUGUUUAUUUACUGCCUCAUACCAAGGGAUAAAAUACCCCAAUCAGAAUGACGUCAAUCGAACAGCAAUGAACCCCAAAUUUCAUUUCCUGAAUGCCUCUACUCCAGGGGAGGCUGGAGCAAGGGACAUCGCUAGUCCCUCAAGAGGAAAUGGAUUUCCAUUGAUCAGAUCAAACUAUUCCCAGUUAAUCCAACCGGGUCCACCCAGGAUAGUCCCACGAUCCUCUUGUCCCCUCCUAUCAGCAUGGUCCUCCUAUCAGCAUGGUCCUCCUCCAGCCACCGUCUGAAUUUGUUUGCGUCCUGGAUGAUUUCCAAAUAACUACCCUUUCUCUCCCGAUCCCUACGGAAGGAUAGUGGAUGUCGCCACAAUUGUCUUGUCCUGUUCAUGGGACAGUGGUAUUUGCAGCCCGUGUCUCCACCACGGCGGCACCGAUCGUCUGAAUGCAGAUCUUGGACACGACGACGAUCGGCAUCUCCGUGAGGAUAGGAUGGAGGUAAUAGGCAGAUGAAAUCAUUUCUGAUGGAGUUUCGUCCGGGAAUGUUCUCCGUUUAUCAUUAUUUACUUACAGGAUCGACCUGAGCCACAGCUGACGAUAACACCGCAAGAAAGUGCUUUAUCCACAUCUAUGUGUGCGGAAAGUAUACCCUAGAAUCAACCAUCCCCCCUGUAUCCUCCCAAAGAACAACCAAUUCCACCCAUGGAUAACUAACAA
Molecule: messenger RNA, 1054 nt
Organism: Aspergillus campestris IBT 28561
Lineage: Eukaryota; Fungi; Ascomycota; Eurotiomycetes; Eurotiales; Aspergillaceae
Exons: 1
Coding region: 86-628 (180 amino acids)
Source: RefSeq, a predicted model, not a curated record